Pecten maximus is the source of this 1653-nucleotide messenger RNA. Its product is annotated as proline-rich extensin-like protein EPR1. Bases 1 to 1653 code for a protein of 550 amino acids. The record is from RefSeq and is a predicted model, not a curated record. The transcript has 3 exons. Lineage: Eukaryota; Metazoa; Mollusca; Bivalvia; Pectinida; Pectinidae.
AUGGCAGUCUGGCAGGCCAUGUCUGAGUGUAACUACUGCUGGCCAUCUAGGACAUCACAGACCAAGGAAGAGCCUGUGGAAAGAUAUGAGGCAGAGCCUGUGGAAAGAUAUGAGGCAGAGCCUGUGGAAAGAUAUGAGGCAAGACAAAUGGGCAGAACCGCCAGCCAGUCAUACACCAACACUAGCACCACACCCAGUCAUACACCAACACUAGAACCGCCAGCCAGUCAUACACCAACACUAGAACCGCCACCCAGUCAUACACCAACACUAGAACCGCCACCCUGUCAUACACCAACACUAGAACCGCCACCCAGUCAUACACCAACACUAGAACCGCCACCCAGUCAUACACCAACACUAGCACCACCACCCAGUCAUACACCAACACUAGCACCACCACCCUGUCAUACACCAACACUAGCACCACCACCCAGUCAUACACCAACACUAGCACCACCACCCUGUCAUACACCAACACUAGCACCACCACCCAGUCAUACACCAACAUUAGCAUCACCAGCCAGUCAUACACCAACACUAGAACCGCCAGCCAGUCAUACACCAACACUAGCACCACCACUCAGUCAUACACCAACACUAGAACCGCCACCAAGUCAUACACCAACACAAGAACCGCCAGCCAGUCAUACACCAACACUAGCACCACCACUCAGUCAUACACCAACACUAGAACCGCCAGCCAGUCAUACACCAACACUAGCACCACCACUCAGUCAUACACCAACACUAGAACCGCCAGCCAGUCAUACAUCAACACUAGCACCACCACUCAGUCAUACACCAACACUAGAACCGCCACCCAGUCAUACACCAACACUAGCACCACCACUCAGUCAUACACCAACACUAGAACCGCCACCCAAUCAUACAGCAACACUAGAACCACCACCCAGUCAUACACCAACACUAGAACCGCCAGCCAGUCAUACACCAACACUAGCACCACCACUCAGUCAUACACCAACACUAGAACCGCCAGCCAGUCAUACACCAACACUAGCACCACCACUCAGUCAUACACCAACACUAGAACCGCCACCCAAUCAUACAGCAACACUAGAACCACCACUCAGUCAUACACCAACACUAGCACCGCCACCCAGUCAUACACCAACACUAGCACCACCACCCAGUCAUACACCAACACUAGAACCGCCACCCUGUCAUACACCAACACUAGAACCGCCAGCCAGUCAUACACCAACACUAGAACCGCCACCCAGUCAUACACCAACACUAGCACCACCACCCAGUCAUACACCAACACUAGCACCACCACCCAGUCAUACACCAACACUAGCACCACCACUCAGUCAUACACCAACACUAGAACCGCCAGCCAGUCAUACACUAACACUAGCACCACCACUCAGUCAUACACCAACACUAGAACCGCCACCCAGUCAUACACCAACACUAGAACCGCCACCCAGUCAUACACCAACACUAGCACCACCACCCAGUCAUACACCAACACUAGCACCACCACCCAGUCAUACACCAACACUAGCACCACCACCCUGUCAUACACCAACACUAGAACCGCCACCCAGUCAUAGACCAACACUAGAACCGCCACCCAGUCAUACACCAACACUAGCACCACACCCAGUCAUACACCAACACUAG